AUGGAGGGUACCGUCAUUAUCACCGGUGCAUCUGGUUCGGUGGCUAUUGAAGCAGUGCAGCAGCUUCUCUCCUCCCAUCCGCACUUGACCGUCGUCGGCACCGUUCGAAAUGCAAACAAGUGCCCGAAAAGUCCCCAGUUACUCCGCUUGGAAUCGAUCAGGCGGCAGUACCCGGAGAGCAGACUCAUCCUCGAGAAUGUCGACCUCAACUCGCUCAAAGAUGUACGAUCCUUCGCGGAUAGGAUGUCCGGCCAAGUGAAAGCGGGAGAGCUCCCUGCAAUCUCCGCCAUCAUUUGCAACGCAUUCACCUGGUCAUUGGAACGUGGUCAGCAGUUUUCCACAGAUGAUUAUGAAUCAACAUUCCAAGUCAAUCACCUUGCGCAUUACCUACUGGUGCUGAAGCUUCUGCCCAGCAUGAAUCGAAAGGAUGGGAGCAAGUCUCCCCCCGACGGAAGCCUUGAAGAGUUGAUCAAACCUGGCCCAGACUCACCGGGGACAGAGCAUGAUAUGGGCUGGCGGCGAUACGCGAACAGCAAGUUAGCCAAUGUGAUGUUCAUGCAUAGUCUGAAUCAACGAUUGCAAAAUGGCAAAUUAUCCAAUCCAAUAACCGCCGUCGCAAUGGAUCCGGGUGCAGUUGUCGAUUCCCGAGCACAUCAAAUUCACCGCCGCUUCAUCAACAGACUGGUGUUCGCCAUGAUGAAAUUCUUACAUCCUGUACUAGCGCUGUUCACUCAUCGGUUCCGAUCGACUACAGAGUCGGCAAGAGACCUUACUGCUCUGGCUACGGAUCCAAAGUAUCAUUCCGCUCGAGGGUACUUUGAUGGACAAAAGGCGAUGGCGCCUGCGGCGGUUGUAACGGAGACGGAAAUAUCCGAGGUGCUGUGGUCAGAAUGCUGGGAUUGGGCAAAGAUGGAAGAUUCUGAGACUUGUUUACCCAAGCAUUACAAGCACAUUCUGUGA
This is a messenger RNA of Penicillium pulvis, 960 nucleotides long. RefSeq lists its product as uncharacterized. Bases 1 to 960 code for a protein of 319 amino acids. The record is from RefSeq and is a predicted model, not a curated record. Gene Ontology annotation, molecular function: 3-beta-hydroxysteroid 3-dehydrogenase (NADP+) activity. The transcript has 3 exons. NCBI's taxonomy places the organism in Eukaryota, Fungi, Ascomycota, Eurotiomycetes, Eurotiales, Aspergillaceae. Gene Ontology annotation, cellular component: mitochondrial outer membrane; lipid droplet; endoplasmic reticulum membrane.